Leptosia nina is the source of this 336-nucleotide messenger RNA. NCBI's taxonomy places the organism in Eukaryota, Metazoa, Arthropoda, Insecta, Lepidoptera, Pieridae. The record is from the annotation of a GenBank genome assembly.
AUGAAGUCUUUAUUGUGUUUAUUUAUAAUUGCUAUUGUAGUGUUUGUGGAAUGUAAUCAUACGUUUAUGGGUACAAAUGUCUAUCGGCCAUUAAUAUUCCACAAGAACGUCAAGUAUUCUUCGAAUUUGUGGAGGAAACGUGUGGAAAACUUUACAUAUACGGUACCGCCGUAUUCCUACAUACGCACAAUUCAGGGCAUACUAGCAUACGAUCUGACAAACACGAGCGCAAGCGCGAAUGUCACUCAGGGCGGGAUUGGAUAUCCCUUCGUCACAUUGCGAAUGAAGAGCGAAAGCAACAAGGAAAUAAAUUACGACAUCUACAUUUACGGAUAG